CGCCUCGGAGAGCUUGACGACACUGCACACCACUCCCCACCCCGAGCUGUCCCCAUUUCGCACUAGCUAGCUCUGCUCGGGUGCUCGCACUCUCUCGAGUUCUCGAGCUCUUCUUGCUGCCAUGGCGGCUCCGCUGCUGCUGCUGCUCUUGCUGGCCAUGUUCGCAGGCUCAGAUGCGGCGUUCUGCGUGUGCAAGCCGGGCAUCCCCGACACAAUGAUGCAGAAGGCGAUUGACUACGCCUGCAGCAAGGGCGCCGACUGCACCCCGACCGCGAUGGGCGGGCCGUGCUACGGCAACGGCAACAAGGUGGCCGUCUGCUCCUACAUCUGCAACAGCUACUUCCAGAGCAGGAGCUCCAUGGGCGCCACCUGCGACUUCGGCGGCGUCGCCACACUCACAACCACCGACCCCAGCUCCGGCACCUGCAAGUUCGCCUCCGGCCCCAGCAGCGCGGGCGGCGGCGGCGGCGGCAUGGGCGGCACCGGCGGGACAGGCGCGGGCACCGGCGGCGGCAUGGGCGCCGGCACCGGAGCAGGCACCGGCGGCGCCGGGACGGGCGCGGGCACCGGAGCAGGCACCGGCGGCAUGGGCGCGGGGACCGGUGCUGGCACCGGAGCAGGCGCCGGCGCCGGCGCAGGGAUCACGACCCCCGGUAGCAGCACCCUGAGCCCACCGUUCGGCGGCACGGGCGCGUACGGCCCGUCAGGAGCCGGCACGGGCCCCGACUACAACGACGCCGCCUCGCCGGUCGCGUCCGGGCGCCACGCCCUCGCCGCGCUCGUCCUGGCCGCCGCCGUCCUCUUCCGCUGAGCGCGGCGCUCGGAUUCCCGUCUCGGCGGUGCGCAGGUGCCUGCCGGGUUUUGAUCGAUCAGCCAUCGGUGUUAGCGGCGGUAGCAGCACUAGCACGGGCUAUUACUGUUCAACAACUGACCGCCUCUUCCUCCCUCGUGCUGGUGGUGGCCGCCAUGUGGUGCUCUGUACUGGUAGAGAGAUCUAGGGAUUCUUUUGUAGUUCCGGACAUACGUGUCGUCGUGUUCUUCGGUCCUUUUUUCCUCGCUUUGUUGCUAGUAUGCCCUGUUAUGUCAUGCUAGGCUGUGUGUGUGUGUGUGUUACUAUGCUAGUUUGUUCGUGGCGGCGGCCACUUUCCAUGCUUGAGGUGCGUCUCAUGUUACACACA
This is a messenger RNA of Setaria italica (foxtail millet), 1178 nucleotides long. RefSeq names its product PLASMODESMATA CALLOSE-BINDING PROTEIN 2-like. The transcript has 3 exons. NCBI's taxonomy places the organism in Eukaryota, Viridiplantae, Streptophyta, Magnoliopsida, Poales, Poaceae. Bases 122 to 811 code for a protein of 229 amino acids. The record is from RefSeq and is a predicted model, not a curated record.